AAGACGGAGCGCGCUCCCGCUUGGCGCAUGCGCAGGGAGCAUUCCCCAGCUAUUUUUCUCCGUGGCAGCGGCGGCGAGCGGAAGUUCUUGGGAGCGCCAGUUCCGUCUGUCUGUUCGAGUGGACAAAAUGGCGAAGAUCGCCAAGACUCACGAAGAUAUUGAAGCACAGAUUCGAGAAAUUCAAGGCAAGAAGGCAGCUCUUGAUGAAGCUCAAGGAGUGGGCCUUGAUUCUACAGGUUAUUAUGACCAGGAAAUUUAUGGUGGAAGUGACAGCCGAUUUGCUGGAUAUGUGACAUCAAUUGCUGCAACUGAACUUGAAGAUGAUGACGAUGACUACUCAUCAUCUACAAGUUUGCUUGGUCAGAAGAAGCCGGGAUAUCAUGCUCCUGUGGCAUUGCUUAAUGAUAUACCACAAUCAACAGAACAGUAUGAUCCAUUCGCUGAGCACCGACCUCCAAAGAUUGCUGACCGGGAGGAUGAAUACAAAAAGCACAGGCGGACCAUGAUAAUAUCCCCAGAGCGUCUUGAUCCUUUUGCAGAUGGAGGGAAGACCCCUGAUCCUAAAAUGAAUGCUAGGACUUACAUGGAUGUAAUGCGAGAACAGCAUUUAACUAAAGAAGAGAGAGAAAUUAGGCAGCAGCUAGCAGAAAAAGCUAAAGCUGGAGAACUAAAAGUUGUCAAUGGAGCAGCAGCGUCCCAACCUCCCUCAAAACGAAAACGGCGUUGGGAUCAAACGGCUGAUCAGACUCCUGGUGCCACUCCCAAAAAGCUGUCAAGUUGGGAUCAAGCAGAGACCCCUGGACAUACCCCUUCCUUAAGAUGGGAUGAGACACCAGGUCGUGCAAAGGGAAGUGAGACUCCUGGAGCAACCCCAGGCUCAAAAAUAUGGGAUCCUACCCCUAGUCACACACCAGCGGGAGCUGCUACUCCUGGACGCGGGGAUACACCAGGCCAUGCAACACCAGGCCAUGGAGGCGCAACUUCCAGUGCUCGUAAAAACAGAUGGGAUGAGACCCCCAAAACAGAAAGAGAUACUCCUGGGCAUGGAAGCGGAUGGGCUGAGACUCCUCGAACAGAUCGAGGUGGAGAUUCAAUUGGUGAAACACCAACUCCUGGAGCCAGUAAAAGAAAGUCACGUUGGGAUGAAACACCAGCUAGCCAGAUGGGUGGAAGCACUCCUGUUCUGACCCCUGGAAAGACACCAAUUGGCACACCAGCGAACAUGGCUACCCCUACUCCAGGUCACAUAAUGAGUAUGACUCCUGAACAGCUUCAGGCUUGGCGGUGGGAAAGAGAAAUUGAUGAGAGAAACCGCCCACUUUCUGAUGAAGAAUUAGAUGCUAUGUUCCCAGAGGGAUAUAAGGUACUUCCCCCUCCAGCUGGUUAUGUUCCUAUUCGAACUCCAGCUCGAAAGCUGACAGCAACUCCAACACCUUUGGGCGGCAUGACUGGUUUCCACAUGCAAACUGAAGAUAGAACUAUGAAAAGUGUUAAUGACCAACCAUCUGGAAAUCUUCCAUUUUUAAAACCCGAUGAUAUUCAGUACUUUGAUAAACUUUUGGUUGAUGUUGAUGAAUCAACACUUAGUCCAGAAGAGCAAAAAGAGAGAAAAAUAAUGAAGCUGCUUUUAAAAAUUAAGAAUGGAACACCUCCAAUGAGAAAGGCCGCAUUGCGUCAGAUUACUGAUAAAGCUCGUGAAUUUGGAGCUGGUCCUUUAUUUAAUCAGAUUCUUCCUCUCCUGAUGUCUCCUACACUUGAGGAUCAAGAGCGUCAUUUACUUGUGAAAGUUAUUGAUCGAAUAUUAUACAAACUUGAUGACUUAGUUCGACCGUAUGUGCACAAGAUCCUUGUGGUCAUUGAACCAUUGUUGAUUGAUGAAGAUUACUAUGCUAGAGUGGAAGGUCGAGAGAUUAUUUCUAAUUUGGCAAAGGCUGCUGGUCUGGCUACUAUGAUCUCUACCAUGAGACCUGAUAUAGAUAACAUGGAUGAGUACGUCCGUAACACAACAGCUAGAGCUUUUGCUGUUGUAGCCUCUGCCCUGGGCAUUCCUUCAUUGUUGCCCUUCUUAAAAGCUGUGUGUAAAAGCAAGAAGUCCUGGCAAGCGAGACACACUGGUAUUAAGAUUGUACAGCAGAUAGCUAUUCUUAUGGGCUGUGCCAUCUUGCCACAUCUCAGAAGUUUAGUUGAAAUCAUUGAGCAUGGUCUUGUGGAUGAGCAACAGAAAGUUCGGACCAUUAGUGCUUUGGCCAUUGCUGCCUUGGCUGAAGCCGCAACUCCAUAUGGUAUCGAAUCUUUUGAUUCUGUGUUAAAGCCUCUAUGGAAGGGUAUCCGCCAACACAGAGGAAAGGGUCUGGCUGCUUUCUUAAAAGCUAUUGGGUAUCUUAUUCCUCUUAUGGAUGCAGAAUAUGCCAACUACUAUACUAGAGAGGUGAUGUUAAUCCUUAUUCGAGAAUUUCAAUCUCCUGAUGAAGAAAUGAAGAAAAUUGUGCUGAAGGUGGUAAAGCAGUGUUGUGGAACAGAUGGUGUAGAAGCAAACUACAUUAAAACAGAGAUUCUUCCUCCUUUUUUUAAACACUUCUGGCAACACAGAAUGGCUUUGGAUAGAAGAAAUUACCGACAGUUAGUUGAUACUACCGUGGAGUUGGCAAACAAAGUAGGUGCGGCAGAAAUUAUAUCCAGGAUUGUGGAUGAUCUGAAAGAUGAAGCUGAACAGUACAGAAAAAUGGUGAUGGAGACAAUUGAGAAAAUUAUGGGCAACUUGGGAGCAGCAGAUAUUGAUCAUAAACUUGAAGAACAGCUGAUUGAUGGUAUUCUUUAUGCUUUCCAAGAACAGACUACAGAGGACUCAGUAAUGUUGAAUGGCUUUGGCACAGUGGUCAAUGCUCUUGGCAAACGAGUCAAACCUUACUUGCCUCAGAUCUGUGGUACAGUUUUGUGGCGUUUAAAUAACAAAUCCGCAAAAGUUAGGCAACAGGCAGCUGACUUGAUCUCUCGAACUGCUGUUGUCAUGAAGACUUGCCAAGAGGAAAAAUUGAUGGGGCACUUGGGUGUUGUUUUGUACGAAUAUUUGGGUGAAGAGUACCCUGAAGUAUUGGGCAGCAUUCUUGGAGCACUGAAGGCCAUUGUAAAUGUAAUAGGUAUGCAUAAGAUGACUCCACCAAUUAAAGAUCUCCUGCCUAGACUCACCCCCAUCUUAAAGAACAGGCAUGAAAAAGUCCAAGAGAAUUGUAUUGAUCUUGUUGGACGUAUUGCUGAUAGGGGAGCUGAAUAUGUGUCUGCAAGAGAAUGGAUGAGGAUUUGCUUUGAGCUUUUGGAACUCUUAAAAGCUCACAAAAAAGCUAUUCGUAGAGCCACAGUCAACACAUUUGGCUACAUUGCAAAGGCCAUUGGCCCUCAUGAUGUAUUGGCUACACUUUUAAACAACCUCAAAGUUCAGGAAAGGCAGAACAGAGUUUGUACCACUGUAGCGAUAGCUAUUGUCGCCGAAACGUGUUCACCCUUCACAGUACUACCUGCCUUAAUGAAUGAAUACAGAGUUCCUGAGCUGAAUGUUCAAAAUGGAGUGUUAAAAUCACUUUCCUUCUUGUUUGAAUAUAUUGGUGAAAUGGGAAAGGACUACAUUUAUGCUGUAACACCAUUACUUGAAGAUGCUUUAAUGGAUAGGGACCUUGUGCACAGGCAGACGGCUAGUGCGGUGGUGCAGCACAUGUCACUUGGGGUUUAUGGAUUUGGUUGUGAAGAUUCACUGAAUCACUUGUUAAACUAUGUAUGGCCCAAUGUGUUUGAGACAUCUCCCCAUGUAAUUCAGGCAGUUAUGGGAGCCCUGGAGGGCCUGAGAGUUGCUAUUGGACCAUGUAGAAUGUUGCAGUAUUGUUUACAGGGUUUGUUUCACCCGGCCCGGAAAGUCAGAGACGUGUAUUGGAAAAUUUACAACUCCAUCUACAUUGGUUCACAGGAUGCUCUCAUAGCACAUUACCCAAGAAUCUACAAUGAUGAUAAGAACACCUAUAUUCGUUACGAACUUGACUAUAUCUUAUAACUUUAUUGUUUAUUUUGUGUUUAAUGCACAGCUGUUUCACCUCUUAAACUUGCUUCGAUUUGGUGAUGUAAACUUUUAAACAUUGCAGAUCAGGUAGAACUGGUCAUAGAGGAAGAGCUAGAAAUCAGUAGCAUGAUUUUUAAAUAACCCGUCUUUGUUUUUGAUGUUAAACAGUAAACGCCAGUAGUGACCAAGAACACAGUGAUUACACACACUAUACUGGAGGGAUUUCAUUUUUAAUUCAUCUUUAUGAAAAUUUAGAAUUCAUUCCUUGUGUUUAAAGGGAAUGUUUAAUUGAGAAAUAAACGUUUGUGUACAAAAUGCUAA
This is a messenger RNA of Ailuropoda melanoleuca (giant panda), 4366 nucleotides long. RefSeq names its product splicing factor 3b subunit 1 (gene SF3B1). Gene Ontology annotation, molecular function: mRNA binding. The record is from RefSeq and is a predicted model, not a curated record. Lineage: Eukaryota; Metazoa; Chordata; Mammalia; Carnivora; Ursidae. Gene Ontology annotation, biological process: spliceosomal complex assembly.